CCUCCAAAAUCAUAAAUUUUAAAGAAACUAUACUCUAUAAGAAAUAAUAAUAUGGGAAGGUCUCCUUGUUGUGAUGAAACAGGCCUUAAGAAAGGUCCCUGGACUCCUGAAGAAGAUCAAAAACUCAUCAACCAUAUCAACAAACAUGGCCAUGGUAGCUGGAGGGCACUCCCUAAACUUUCAGGUCUUAAUAGAUGUGGAAAAAGUUGCAGAUUGAGGUGGACUAAUUAUCUUAGGCCAGAUAUCAAGAGAGGCAAGUUUUCUCAAGAAGAAGAACAAACAAUCCUCAAUCUUCAUGCUAUUCUUGGCAACAAGUGGUCAGCAAUUGCAACACAUCUACCGGGGCGAACUGAUAAUGAAAUUAAGAAUUUCUGGAACACACAUCUGAAGAAGAAGCUAAUACAGAUGGGGUAUGAUCCGAUGACUCAUAGACCUCGAACCGAUAUAUUUAACAGCUUACCUCAUCUUAUAGCUCUUGCAAAAUUGAAGGAAUUAGUAGAACAUCAUCACUCAUCAUGGGAUCAAGGACAACAAGCUUCUAUUGCUAUGAAAUCACUACAAUCUGAAGUUACUACCCUUCAAUAUUUGAAUUUCCUUCUUCAACCACAAAAUAUGCUAGCAAACAACAUGACUACUAUUACCAAUAUCCAAGAAAUGGAAGCUUAUAAUAGUCUUUUAAACUCAAUGAAAGAUGAUCAAAUUAUUAUUGGCAAUAAUUCCUUCAACAAUAUUAAUAUUCCACCACCUAAUUCAACUAGUCUUCAAGAUUCAACCCCUUUCUCCCAUUUGCCUGAAUUACAAGACAUGAUAAACACACCUACUACUACUACUUCACCAUGGCAACUUCCUCCUCCUUCUUCUUCUCCGGCGAUUGUUGCAACAAAUGAUCAAUCAAAUUCCUCCAUUAAUAAUAUAGGAGAAGGAGAUAUUAUUAAUUUUACUCCUUCUUUCUUUGGAGGAGAAAAUCCUAAUUCAGGCUGGCCUGACAUUCUUCUUGAAGACUCUUUCUUCCAUCAUAUUCCCUAGUUUCUAAUUAAUUAGUAGUAUCAGAGGUAGCUUUCCAGUUUGACCGUGACAAUUACAAGCACAUAUAUAUGGUUGACAGGAAUAUCUAUUCAUGAUAUCGAAUAGAAAUGGUCAUUACCGGGCUAUAUCAUGAAUACUAGCAAAUAUGGUAUGAAAGACUUGGAGUUUCUUGUUUUACCAUUGUUAUGUUUUCCUUUUUUUUUUCCCUCUCUAUAUUGAACAUACACUGUCAAUUAAUUAAUACUUAUAAGAAGGCGUUGACGUAUACUAUAUGUAGA
This is a messenger RNA of Solanum dulcamara, 1304 nucleotides long. RefSeq names its product transcription factor MYB53-like. The transcript is spliced from 3 exons. Bases 52 to 1026 code for a protein of 324 amino acids. The record is from RefSeq and is a predicted model, not a curated record. Lineage: Eukaryota; Viridiplantae; Streptophyta; Magnoliopsida; Solanales; Solanaceae.